AAACAGACUUGGGACAGAGGGAAGGGGACACGUCUUCACGCACAGAGUGAUGCUUACUAGACCGGACGAGCGCUGAUGUGCUGAAUGGCCUUUCUCGCCAUCGUGUUGUUAACGUUAUCGAAACCAAGGGCUGAGCUAACUAUAUGUGCGGCAGCCAGACUACCUUAAUGACAGCAUCAUUUCCUUUACGAUAUUGAACAUUAAUGAGCGGUUUUAGAUAAUUCGCCUGUUUUAUCAUGUACAGGACCUUAUUUGACCACUUAUUUUAAAAUCUAAAAUAAGUGCACGAUUAACAUUUAAAAAUUAAACGGGGACUGUGUGUUUAUGAGUGUCACUCUAUAAUCAAAUCUAAAUUAAGCAGAUGUAAUGCAGUAUAUACCUGUGUGCAUCGCUAUACGAGUCAAACUACAAAUCUGGGAUCUGUUACGGUCGUCUGCUCACCGAUUCUAUCGGGAUCGAUUCGUCGGGUGGUGCGCAGUUGUUUUGGUCUGGGUUAUAGGAAUGCAGUCCAGCACGUUGCAAUAAUUCUGGACCGGACUCGUGUCGUUCCACCACAAAUAUUAACGGUACAGAUCCGUUUCUGGUACCGUCUGGAGGUUCAUUUCUGGAGCCGGGAUCCGGAGAGCGAUAAGCAUCCCUGCUUGAUAAUGAUGGAAGAGAUGGCGACGAGGAUUCAGAUACUGGGGUACCCUGGCUCGCUGGGUGAGCCCUCGGCUCUUGGCACGGCUCUGGAUGCGGGUGCGAGGAGUGUGGAGUUUACCGGUCUAUGCAGUUGGUUGGUUUCACAGCUGAAGAGUGUGUGUCCCUCCAUUGAAGAGAGCAUUAACCCAACACGGGGUCCGGAGGAGGCGGACAGCUUUCAGCUGGAGGUGAGCGGCAUGGUCAGCGAGCUGCACUGCCCCUACACAGCCCUGACCACUGGAGAAGUGACCACGCGGCUGACCAGCAGGGACAACUGUCACAACCUGCUGGAGUUCCUAAUGUCAGAGCUGCAGGCGGCGCGUGUCCUCAAGGCAAGAGAGCCCCCCCCAGUGGAGACAGACGGAGACGGAGACAGAGACGAGAUCAGGGGAGAGAUGCAGCUCAUCUGUGAAGCCCUGGAGAUCGAAUCAGAGUCCCUCCACAACCCAGCCCUGCUCACUGAUAUUCAGAACACGGUGUCCCUGCGUCUCCACAGUCUCCCUGACAGUGCGGUGAUGAACCCCCUUCUGAAGAGGCAGCUGGACCCCGAGCUCUGGGGUCGGCUGGCUGCAGUGAGCCAGGCUCUCCGGGUGGAGUACGAGUGCCGCAUGCGCAUGCUGAUCAAACGCUUCCAGGUCACAGUGCAGUCCUUCCACUGGGGAGAGCGGGGCGAGGCCAGCAGUUCCUGUAUGUCCUCGGUGAUCUCCCCUCUCGAAGCCGCUCUCUCGUCCGUCUCUCUGGUGUCUCUGUCCCACCUGCUAGCUGCUCGCGAGGAUGCGUCCCGAAUCGUGAAGACAAGCAGCGGGACGUCCCGGCUGGGGACAAGCUGCGCCGUCAACAAGGUUCUGAUGGGCAGUGUUCCUGAUCGGGGGGGCCGGCCCGGGGAGAUCGAGCCCCCCAUGCCAUCCUGGGAGGGGCGCAGAGAGGGGGGGCACCAGCAGCACCACCACCAGAGGCGAUGGGGAAGGAAAAGGAAAGCCAAAUAGAGGUGCAAUACCUUUCGUGAACACUGGGUGGCAGCAGAGCCUCAACCACAGGUCCAUGGAGCACAUGGUCAAACCAGAUCAUCAUGGCUAUGGCUGUGAAAUUUGUUGUCUAACAAUAUUACUUAAUCAUUUUGAAUGUGGCAACGCUGUGACCCAUGAUGUGAGAUUAAAAAUGUCAAGAGUUGGCAAUAUGUUAAAAAUAUAACGCUUGCGAUAAGGAACACAGCCGAGUUAAAAUAUAUAUAUAUAUAUUUUUAUUUAGUUAAAAAAUGAAUUGACAAAUAAUUAAGGGAGCGUUUGGUCACCAAAGAUAAAGAAUAUUUAAUUUAAGGUAUUUAAGUUUGCCUCCCUUGCUGUUGAACGGAAUAGUUUUCAUUUGAGUUUCAGUAAAAUAUUAUAACUUUUUAGUAGGAUAAAUAUUAAGGCUGCAGCGAUUCACUGUCUGUCGAUGAAUCGCGAUGCUUUCUUUACAUGAUAUAUCUAAUAGAGGUUUGUAUUGUGAUACGAGACCACAGCCGCACAGCGUCAUUAAAGAACUACAGCGCCCAUCAUCCCUCGCCAUUGCCAGCAGGUGAGCAGGCAUGCUGGGAACUGUAGUUCUAGCUAGGAGCGUAUUGUUCACUCUGUAUCGAUGAAUAGCGAUGCUUUCUUUACAUGGUAUUUCUAAGAGAGGCGUGUAUUGUGACACAGGACCACAGCCGCACAGCUCGCUGUAGCUCACCCAGCGGUUCCUGAAUGAGGUGGGUUUUAUAGCUGAUAUGGAAACGCACUGUCCCUAACUCGAUACACUUGUCUUUACAAAAUGAUCCAUUCAUGAAAUGAUAAUUUGAUGUUGCUGUGCAUCAUAUAGGUAGCCUCCUUCAGGAUGCAUCGCCACCUGCAUAUCGGGAUACAUAUUGUGACACUAGUGUAUCGCUACACCCUUAAUAAAGAUAUCAAUAUAAUUAUAAUAAUGAUUUCUUUGUAUCGGAUUUAAAUGACACUGCAUUAAGAUUAUGCUGUAUUGUGAUUUAUUAUUAUAAAUGGCUGAUUCAUUUUCCUUCUUUUGUUUCAUUAAAAGUGUUGUACUAAGAGGGUUAAUAAAAAUAUAGUCUACGUUCUUAUUGUUA
Acipenser ruthenus (sterlet) is the source of this 2776-nucleotide messenger RNA. RefSeq names its product protein FAM98A-like. Lineage: Eukaryota; Metazoa; Chordata; Actinopteri; Acipenseriformes; Acipenseridae. The transcript is spliced from 8 exons. Gene Ontology annotation, cellular component: tRNA-splicing ligase complex. The record is from RefSeq and is a predicted model, not a curated record. The coding region runs from base 648 to 1667 and encodes 339 amino acids.